UGACCGGGUUGUUCGUUUCUAUAAGCAAUUCACAUAAUUUCACUGCUUGUCGCAACUUUUAAUUGUUGAUUGACAGCUAACCGAUAUCACUUUACUUCUCUCCGAGUAUAUGGGUAGAUUAAGAUUAGGAAAGAACAAUGUCAUUGACGUCAGCAGCUACUCCUCGAAAAUUGCCAAUCUUUGUGUUUCCACAAAGUAUUACAUUCUAUUUGGACGACCAGUCCACCCACAAGCAAGUGUUAACUUUGUAUAACCCAUAUGAAUUCCCUGUAAAAUUCAGAGUAUUAUGUACUGCACCAUACAAAUAUCAAGUGGUUGAUCCAGAAGGUAUAAUAAAAGCCAGUUCUUGCGUUGAUAUUGUUGUCAGACAUACAGCGACUUCGACAAAUAACUGUAAUGUGAUUGAUAAAUUCAGGAUACACAUGCACGAAUAUCCUACUAAGCAGAUAAUUGGGAAAAGAGAUGUAGAAGCUAAACUUCUCCCUGGAACAGCAGAUACAGCCGGGAGAACGACACCAGAUCCAGAUGUGUUUCAACAACUUCCAAUAAAUGAGAAUCGGCAACAAGAAUCCUAUGCACUCAUAAGCCGAAAUAAAACAGUAGACAGAGGUACGAAUUAUGUAGCCCUUAUUGCAGGAAUUAUAUGCAUAAUUGGAUUGCUUCUACCCACUGAGGGAGAACAAAAUCGCAGAAUGCCUGAUUAUUUGCAUCUCUCUGUGAAUUUCAAAUUAAUAUUCUCAUUUGUGUUAGGUAUGGUUGCAAAUAUCGUUUUAGGACUAUAAUUAUUAAAGUUUUAUACAAUUGACAACUUUACAUAGGAUAGAGACUCAUAGUAUAAAAGCACAAUUAUCGCAAGACUUUAUUACAUUGGACCUCCUUUCUUAUAAAAUGUACUUGAUUCUAGUCUACGAAUGAUAAAUUUCAACGUUGUAUUGA
Messenger RNA from Mycetomoellerius zeteki, 936 nucleotides. Its product is annotated as motile sperm domain-containing protein 1. The transcript has 6 exons. Gene Ontology annotation, cellular component: cytoplasm. The record is from RefSeq and is a predicted model, not a curated record. The coding region runs from base 138 to 782 and encodes 214 amino acids. NCBI's taxonomy places the organism in Eukaryota, Metazoa, Arthropoda, Insecta, Hymenoptera, Formicidae.